CAUCAGCGAUUUCUCCGACGAAAUUUGAAUUUUCCCGCGCUCACGUUUCCGUCAUUGAUGCCAACAGUGGACCCUAAAAUGUUUAAAUCCCUUUUCGGUGUUUCUCUUUACAUCCUGUGAAAUAAAGGAACGUUGCAAUGACCUGCAAGCGAAGAAAUGGUGGCCGUUCGAAGCACGGAAGAGGCCACGUCAAACCAGUGCGUUGUACUAACUGCGCUAGAUGCGUACCCAAAGAUAAAGCCAUUAAGAAGUUCGUGAUUAGGAACAUUGUUGAAGCUGCCGCCGUGAGGGAUAUUACUGAGGCCUCAGUUUACACGCAGUAUGUGCUGCCGAAGUUGUAUGCCAAACUUCAUUAUUGCGUCUCAUGUGCUAUCCACAGCAAAGUGGUGAGGAACAGGAGCAAGAAAGACAGGAGGAUUAGGACUCCACCUCAACGCAACUUCCCCGGCCGCGACAAUAACAGACCUCAGGCAGCCGUGCGAAAAUGAAUUGUAAUUUAAGAGAAUAAAGUCAAGGUUUGUUAAAACUAA
This is a messenger RNA of Cylas formicarius (sweet potato weevil), 530 nucleotides long. It is a transcript of the gene RpS26, whose product is annotated as small ribosomal subunit protein eS26. The record is from RefSeq and is a predicted model, not a curated record. Gene Ontology annotation, biological process: translation. The transcript is spliced from 3 exons. Gene Ontology annotation, cellular component: ribosome; cytosolic small ribosomal subunit. Gene Ontology annotation, molecular function: mRNA binding; structural constituent of ribosome. Bases 138 to 488 code for a protein of 116 amino acids. NCBI's taxonomy places the organism in Eukaryota, Metazoa, Arthropoda, Insecta, Coleoptera, Brentidae.